Messenger RNA from Eruca vesicaria subsp. sativa (arugula), 1225 nucleotides. NCBI's taxonomy places the organism in Eukaryota, Viridiplantae, Streptophyta, Magnoliopsida, Brassicales, Brassicaceae. The record is from the annotation of a GenBank genome assembly.
AUCGGUCUCUUCCCAAAAACAAAAACACAAACUCCAAGUCUUCUAGAGAAGACUCCAAGUCUUCCUUCUUGGGUUUUGUUUCUUUUUGUAUCUCACCAUGUCUCUACUAUGUAAAAAACCAAAGUCUGGUACUCGACUCUCGAGAUUCUUGUCGGAGUUUCAACAAUCUCCCCGACGCGGCGGGAUCAUGGUCGUUGAAACUGGCUUCCCAACUUGUCUGAUCGAUCUCUUCUUCAAGAAUCGCGAUCGUCUAAAAAAGAAUUCCUCUAAAACAAAACGCAUCCAACGCCUGAUCGAGACCGCUCCAAACGCUUCUUUGCCAGUUAAUCCAGACGCGAGUCUAGAAAAGCCCGUAGCCAGGAGUAAUAUUGAGAAAGUUAGUCUCGUCGGCGGUGGAUUAAAUAACAACAACACAAGUGAAAAGAAUGUUUGCGUUUGCGGCGACAGAAGCGGUGCGUUCGUUUUGUUGGCGUUUAAGGUUUUUAUAGUGGCAGUACUUGCCUUGAGCACGACGCUGAACCUCACUAUGGGAAUCACUCUCUCCACCUUCGCGCUUCUCUUAGUAGAGAACGUGGCGACGCGUGUUCUAACGCGCUUCAAGCUCUGUAAAACCGACACCACAAAUGAAAAGCAACACGACGCGAAGUUGAUUUUUUGUUCGCAAGAAACAGAGCCAGUAGCUGUAAUAAAGAACUCGGAUGAGACAAAGAUUCGUGAUCUGUCGUUGAAAGAUGAGAAAAAGAGAAGCAAAAGUUCGAGACUGAAAUCGAAGAUUCUGAAGAAGCUGAGGAGUUACAAGCAGAAGAAGAAUAAAACGAUUGUGAUCGAAGAAGAGACUUUGACUGAUGUGUCAAUAGUGGUUCCAGAGGAUAAGUACGAGGUGGUCGAGGAGAAGUCGAAUCCACCAUUUAUAGAAUCAAAAGGAGAUAACAUGAAUGGGAUUGUUGUGAUCGUGAUUGUGCUUAUAGGUUUGUUAAGUGGAAAGAUCGCAGCUAUUGGUCUGACACUAUCCUGUCUGUAUCUCAGAUUCGGAGCAGCCAAAAAAUCUAGUCUUUGCAUAUAAAAAUUCUUUUCGUUUUUUUUGUUACAAACAUUGGUGGUGAUCAUUGAUUAAAUUUUCUUACUUAUGUUAUUGUAAACGUAAAUUUUAAACGCAGACUAGUGGUGAUAUGUUGGCGUUUGGCGCGCUUAUGUUUAUUUUAUGCAGAAACGGAAAACCAUAAAG